Messenger RNA from Ruditapes philippinarum (Manila clam), 1426 nucleotides. RefSeq lists its product as uncharacterized. Bases 112 to 915 code for a protein of 267 amino acids. Gene Ontology annotation, biological process: immune response. The record is from RefSeq and is a predicted model, not a curated record. Gene Ontology annotation, molecular function: tumor necrosis factor receptor binding. Lineage: Eukaryota; Metazoa; Mollusca; Bivalvia; Venerida; Veneridae. Gene Ontology annotation, cellular component: membrane. The transcript has 5 exons.
AAAAUACUACAAUGACUUUAAAUUAUUCUUCCUUGACGGUUAAAUUGAAAAGGGUUAGAGAACCAAUCUAAAUUAUCUGGCUAAUCUGGCUAACAUUUAUGCAGACCAAAGAUGACAAAACCCAGAAUUCUCCAAGUUUUGAUUAAUCUAGUUGUAUUAGAUUUACUAGCUCUCAUAUCACUUGUGGUGUACUGGCGCCUGUUAAGAGGAAAAUUAAUUGAACCGAGGAUUUGCUUCUCGGAAAAGGAUCUGAACUCGAUACAUAAAAACUACGAUUCGCUUAAACGCCUGUUUGACGAGGAAGUUAAGAGUAAAGACACUGAUCAAUAUUGUGUGAAGAUUUCCGAUAUACUUUCAAACUAUAUAAACAAGACAAUUACAGACAGAUAUGACAGCAAUAUAAAUCCAGAAUAUAGUGCUCUUGAUCUUGGAGUGGUUAACUGUUUUGUAAACAAUGAAGAAGCUGAUCAGUUACACCUCAGACAGAUUUCAUCACAUUCAAAGCCUGUUCCUGGAAGGAAAACAAAGGUGUAUUGGGGAUCUGAAGUAUACUCAGGAAAUAAAGUUUCACAUGCAGCAAACGAUGGCGAAAUUCACAUCAAGAGGACCGGAAAAUAUUUUAUUUCAUUGAUGAUGACAACAAGGUUUGAAAACAGUACGGAACUAAAUGAAAACAUUGAUCAAACAGUAAGUCAUGUUGUCAACUGUGUGUCUAAUAAAAACGGAUCAUUGAUAACUUUACUUGAGCAUGUGGAGUCUGUGUGUGAAAUGUCAGUUGAACAUGCUGAUAGAACAAGUAAUAUAGGAGCAGUGUUCCAUCUGGAAGAGCAUGAUAGAAUCUUUGCCGCCACGUCAGACCCGUACAAUAUUGUUGUUGGCCGACAAAGCAAUCACAUAAGUAUUCACAGAGUAUAGCUCUUGCAAUGAAUUAUGAAAUAUUGUUAGACCUUUUUGCAUGAUCUUAUUACUUUCAACAUAGAAUGGUAAUGUUAUAUUUCGUCAUAUCAAACGUGUAUAAAUGAACAUUCUUUUUACUAAUUGCAUAUUCAUUUAUGUGCCUAAACGGAAAAGUGACUAAAAACGAUGCUAUGUCAGAUUUAUGCGAUUUUGUCAAGAGUGUAAUCUCCUUAUAAAAGGCUAAAAUCAAUGCCGAAUCGCAAUUGCUGUUUAAAAGUAGAUAAUUCGUUAACAUUGAUCGUAAAUAAGUACAUUGGAGUGUUGUCACAGAAGAGGACAUUUUGUGGAUUUCAUAUGAGUCCAUCACCUUGAAUUAAAAAUUUUAUAUGUAGGUAUGUUUCGUAAUUGAAUGAGUACAAUUCAAACAAUAAACUACAAUAAACUACAAUAUUAAAGAUCAGCUGUCAUACAUAAAUGUCUAGAGUUUGAUUGUUUUGUAGCGCUGUCAAUGUUAACUUUACCAUUUUUU